Molecule: messenger RNA, 439 nt
Organism: Cotesia glomerata
Lineage: Eukaryota; Metazoa; Arthropoda; Insecta; Hymenoptera; Braconidae
Product: histone H4
Exons: 1
Coding region: 75-386 (103 amino acids)
Biological process (GO): nucleosome assembly
Cellular component (GO): nucleosome
Molecular function (GO): structural constituent of chromatin; DNA binding; protein heterodimerization activity
Source: RefSeq, a predicted model, not a curated record
ACUUUAACCGAUUGAGCGCAUUCUCGUGAGUGUUCUCGUCUAAGUGACAUCGAACGUACUUUCAUUUAAUCAUCAUGACUGGUCGCGGUAAGGGAGGAAAAGGAUUGGGGAAAGGAGGAGCCAAGCGUCAUCGUAAAGUACUUCGUGACAACAUCCAAGGUAUAACCAAGCCAGCUAUCCGUCGUCUGGCCCGUCGUGGUGGAGUCAAGCGUAUCUCCGGAUUGAUCUACGAAGAAACUCGUGGUGUCCUCAAGGUCUUUCUUGAGAACGUAAUCCGUGACGCCGUCACCUACACCGAGCACGCUAAACGUAAAACUGUUACCGCCAUGGAUGUUGUCUACGCUCUGAAACGUCAAGGCCGUACUCUUUACGGUUUUGGAGGUUAAUUUAUGUGUCCCGUCUUUUCCCAACAAACUAUAACAAAACGGCCCUUUUCAGG